This is a messenger RNA of Phalaenopsis equestris, 1919 nucleotides long. RefSeq names its product succinate-semialdehyde dehydrogenase, mitochondrial. Gene Ontology annotation, molecular function: succinate-semialdehyde dehydrogenase (NAD+) activity. Gene Ontology annotation, biological process: GABA catabolic process. NCBI's taxonomy places the organism in Eukaryota, Viridiplantae, Streptophyta, Magnoliopsida, Asparagales, Orchidaceae. The coding region runs from base 73 to 1641 and encodes 522 amino acids. The transcript has 21 exons. The record is from RefSeq and is a predicted model, not a curated record.
CAACUCUAUUACAAAGAGACAGAGGGAGAAACCAGGUGUCCAUAUGCGCAGGGCCUGUAUCACUGCUCUGUAAUGGCGCUUCUCCGCGUGGCUCUCACUGGAUGCCACCUACCCUCCACAUACUGCCGCCUCCGUCUCCUUCUUCCUCGCCAGAUGGGUACCACGACGCGUCAAUCCUCCGACACAAUCAGUCGCCUGAGGGAGUCAGGGCUGCUGAAGACGCAAGGUCUCAUAGGAGGGAAAUGGGUCGACUCUUACGAUGGAAAGACCAUUAAGGUGGAAAACCCUGCUACUGGUGAACUUCUUGCAAAUGUCCCUUUCAUGGGCAAGAAGGAGACUGAAGAUGCAAUCUCAUCAGCUUACAGUACUUUCAAUUCUUGGAGCAAACUCAGCGCAAGUGAAAGGGGCAAGCGUCUUAGAAAAUGGUAUGAACUCUUACUUGCCCACAAGGAUGAUCUGGCACUGCUUAUAACGUUGGAGCAAGGAAAACCUCUAAAGGAGGCACUUGGUGAGGUCGCUUAUGGAGCUAGUUUCAUUGAGUUCUUUGCUGAGGAGGCAAAGCGAGUGUACUGUGACAUCAUCCCAACUACACAGAAUGACCGUAGGUUACUUGUAAUAAAGCAGCCUGUUGGAGUGGUUGGUGCAAUUACUCCUUGGAACUUUCCCCUGGGCAUGAUUGCGCGGAAGGCUGGACCUGCCUUGGCUUGUGGUUGCACAUUAGUGGUUAAACCAUCAGAGUAUACUCCAUUGACAGCAUUGGCUGCAGCUGAACUUGCACUUCAAGCAGGAAUACCACCGGGUGCAUUAAAUGUGGUACUGGGAAAUGCUUCUGAAAUUGGCGAUGCUCUAUUAGAAAGCACGCAGGUGAGGAAGAUCACAUUCACUGGUUCAACAGCUGUUGGGAAGAAGCUAAUGGCCGGCUCAGCGAAUACUGUUAAAAAAGUAUCCUUGGAGCUUGGCGGAAAUGCCCCUUGCAUUGUUUUUGAUGAUGCAGAUAUAGAUGUGGCAGUAAAAGGAACUCUUGCAGCCAAGUUCCGCAACAGCGGACAAACAUGUGUCUGUGCAAAUAGGAUAUUGGUUCAAGAAGGCAUCUAUGAUAAAUUUGCAAAGGCUUUCUCAGAAUCUGUUCAGAAGUUGCAGGUCGGCAAUGGUCUUGAAGAAGGUGUCGUUCAGGGACCAUUAAUCAAUGAAACUGCGGUUGAGAAGGUUGAGAGAUUAGUCAAAGAUGCUACCUCCAAGGGGGCUAACAUCGUUCUUGGUGGGAAGAGGCACAGUCUUGGCAUGACAUUCUACGAACCUACUGUUAUUGGAAAUGCAAAUAAUGAAAUGCUCGUGUGUAGGGAGGAGAUAUUUGGUCCGGUUGCUUCUCUUUUGCGUUUUAAAACUGAAGAAGAGGCUAUUAGCAUAGCUAAUGACACAAAUGCAGGGUUGGCUGCUUACUUAUUUACUCAAAGCAUACCCCGUUCAUGGCGUGUAUCUGAAGCACUUGAAUAUGGACUUGUUGGAAUUAAUGAAGGAUUAAUAUCAACUGAGGUUGCACCUUUUGGUGGGGUCAAGCAGUCCGGCCUUGGACGAGAAGGCUCCAAAUAUGGCAUUGAUGAGUAUUUAGAGAUCAAAUAUGUGUGCUUUGGGAACAUUUAGGAGCUUCGGAGACCCUGAUGGUGGUAAUAAAAUUUUGCAGCUCCUGGACAUUAAACAGCUGGUUCUUACUUCCAGUUGUUAGGAGCAAAAAAUGAAGACAGUCAGAGGAUUAUAUUUGUCUCAUGGAGCUGUGCAGAAGGUUUAUUUUCCCCCCUCUUUUUCUCCAUUCUGUCAUCAAUUUUCUCUUAAUUGCAUUUCUGUGCUUUCCUGAGGCAGGGACUAAUUGUAUGAAUAAAUUAUAAACAAAUGGAAAAUUUCUGGACUGCUGUUUUGCUUUA